GGCUCGUCACCGGGGAGACCGCGCCCCGCCCCCCCGGGCGCUGAUUGACGGGCUGGAGGAAGAGAGAGACGUCGCUGGAGGGUGGCGGGCAGCUUGGGUCCCCCAUGAAGAUGUUUGAGAGCACCGACGGGGCCGCCGCCCGCUCGGGCCAGGACCUCUGGGCCGAAAUCUGCUCCCGUCUGCCCGACCCCGACCGGGAGGACGUGGCCGGUGACACCUUUGCGGACUCCUUCGCGGACUCCAAUCCCCAGGGGGGCGACGGGGGGCAAGGGGCCGACUUCUCCUCGAAGCCGGCUGCGAAGCCCUGGGCCCCCCUGCAGGACUCGGACAUCUAUUUAGCCUCUUUGGAGAGGAGACUGAGGCGCGUCAAGGGCCUGAGCCAGGAAGUGACCUCCAAGGAGAUGUUGCGGACCCUGGCCCGGGCCAAGGAGGAAUACUGGGACCGGUUCCUGCAGGAGAAGCUGGAGUCAGAGGUGUUCGUGGACGGGCUGGAUGCCGAUGAGAGCACCCUGGAGCACUUCAGGCGGUGGCUCCAGCCAGACAAGGUGGCCGUCAGCACCGAGGAGGUCCAGUGCCUCAUCCCCCCCGACCCUCCGGCUGAGAAGGCAGAAGCCGGGCACGAGGCGACACCCGUGGAUCAGUGACGCCCACCGGGGGCCCAGGGGCCGACUCAGAGCCGGGAAGCUGAGGCGGCUGCGGUCAAGGAACGGCCCGCAAAGGAAAGAGGAAUCCGGGGAGUGAGCGGCCGCUGGCCCGGACUGACCAUCGCUGCCCUCCCGGCCGGUCCUCCCUCAUGCCCUCUGAGGCACGGUGGUGGGCCCGGAAAAGGGGGCCAUGAGAGAAGGCAGUGAGCUGCCGGUGCCCCUCGGUCCAGAACGUUUCCCCGGUGGGGGGCUCGGCCCUUCCUUUAGGACUCUCCCGCAGCAGCUGGCCGCCCCAGCCACUCCAUCCUGGGUCCUGUGGCCUCUCCCCUCUCGCCGCCGGUAGGCAUGGGAGCCCUUGACCCCGGUCAGUAUUGCCCGGGACGGGUCCCACAGUAAACUUAAUGGAGUGGACGGACAGGUGGGUUCCCAGAGGGUGAGGGGCUGGGCUCUACUCUUUGGAUUGUGAGAAGUAGGGGUGUGUGGGUGUGUGAAUAUCUUUGGGCACUCAGUCUUUCCCAGCAGCUCCCGGUGCCCCAGGGAAGGGCUAGCUUCUUGAGGAGACCCUGACCCAGAUAUCUGGGUUGGGGGGGGGGGACUGCCUGGCCCCCCACUCCCACCCCAUGACCGCUAUCUUGAGGACUCAUGACUCUGUUUCAGGGCUAAUAAAGAGUUUUGCCCACUUGC
Ornithorhynchus anatinus (platypus) is the source of this 1328-nucleotide messenger RNA. It is a transcript of the gene CCDC32, whose product is annotated as coiled-coil domain containing 32. Lineage: Eukaryota; Metazoa; Chordata; Mammalia; Monotremata; Ornithorhynchidae. The transcript has 4 exons. The coding region runs from base 105 to 644 and encodes 179 amino acids. The record is from RefSeq and is a predicted model, not a curated record. Gene Ontology annotation, biological process: cilium organization.